Messenger RNA from Oncorhynchus gorbuscha (pink salmon), 645 nucleotides. Its product is annotated as extensin-like. The transcript is spliced from 2 exons. Bases 1 to 645 code for a protein of 214 amino acids. NCBI's taxonomy places the organism in Eukaryota, Metazoa, Chordata, Actinopteri, Salmoniformes, Salmonidae. The record is from RefSeq and is a predicted model, not a curated record.
AUGAGCACACCUCAGUUCAGCGAACAUUUCCCAGCCAAAUUGCAGCACUACACCCGCAGCACUACACCCGCAGCACUACACCCGCAGCACUACACCCGCAGCACUACACCCGCAGCACUACACCCGCAGCACUACACCCGCAGCACUACACCCGCAGCACUACACCCGCAGCACUACACCAGCAGCACUACACCAGCAGCACUACCCCCUCAGCACUACCCCCUCAGCACUACACCAGCAGCACUACACCCGCAGGACUACACCAGCAGCACUACACCCACAGGACUACACCAGCAGCACUACACCCGCAGCACUACACCCGCAACACUACACCCGCAGCACUACCCCCUCAGCACUACACCCCUGAUUAUAACGAAGCACCUUCCCCCGACUUCAGAAGGACCAUCCCCCGACUUCAGAAGGACCACCCCCCGACUUCAGAAGGACCACCCCCCGACUUCAGAAGGACCACCCCCGACUUCAGAAGGACCACCCCCGACUUCAGAAGGACCCCCCCCCCGACUUCAGAAGCACCUCCCCGACUUCAGAAGCACCUCCCCCGACUUCAGAAGCACCUCCCCGACUUCAGAAGCACCUCCCCCCUCAGAAGCACCUCCCCCCGACUUCAGAAGCACCUCCCCCUGA